Oryzias melastigma (Indian medaka) is the source of this 2911-nucleotide messenger RNA. RefSeq names its product solute carrier family 1 member 7a (gene slc1a7a). Lineage: Eukaryota; Metazoa; Chordata; Actinopteri; Beloniformes; Adrianichthyidae. The record is from RefSeq and is a predicted model, not a curated record. Gene Ontology annotation, molecular function: neutral L-amino acid transmembrane transporter activity; L-glutamate transmembrane transporter activity; glutamate:sodium symporter activity. Gene Ontology annotation, biological process: L-glutamate transmembrane transport. The transcript is spliced from 9 exons. Bases 188 to 1702 code for a protein of 504 amino acids. Gene Ontology annotation, cellular component: plasma membrane.
AGAAUAUAUAUUUUUUUCACUUUCAUGGAUGAAAAGAAAUGUAAGAAAUAAAUGUCUAGAAGAUUGGAUGAUCAGUUUCUCACAUAUGCCUCAAACCAAGACUUUAUCUAAAAGCUGCUAUUUUUAUUAUUUUUUUUAGAUUAUAACUUGUUUCUUUCCUUUGCUGUCUUCUCUUCACUUCAGUUUGAUGUCCGGACUCGCAGCCCUCGAUGCAAAAUGCUCAAGUCGCUUGGGCAUCAUGACCAUUUCCUAUUACCUGUGGACCACCUUUGUCGCGGUGGUCGUGGGCAUCCUCAUGGUGUACAUCAUCCACCCAGGCGGAGCCGCCCAAAAGGAAGAUUCAGAGGAGAGCAAGAAACCGAUGACCAGCUCAGCUGACGCCCUGCUGGAUCUCAUUCGCAACAUGUUUCCAGCCAACUUGGUCCAGGCCACUUUUCAGCAGUAUCGAACGCACAGAGUUGCAGAACUCAUCCCCAAGCCAACAGUUGCCCAGGCUCUGGAUGAGACCACCACACGCAGGGUCUACAUUUAUGGCAUCCAGGACGACAACAGCACAGACAUUCAGAACUUCUCUUUGGACCUUACGCCGCCUCCUGAUGUCAUAGUGAAAACUUCCCCUGGUACCAGUGAAGGCAUGAACGUCCUGGGAAUUGUUAUUUUCUCGGCAACUAUGGGGAUAAUGCUGGGAAGAAUGGGACCGAAUGGAAGUGCAUUGGUAAACUUCUGCCAGAGUUUGAAUGAAGCAGUUCUAAAGAUUGUUGCCAUAGUGAUUUGGUAUUUUCCCUUUGGCAUCGUAUUCCUGGUUGCUGGCAAGAUCUUAGAAAUGGAUGACCCCUCAGCCAUGGGGAAGAAGUUGGGCUUUUAUGCGAUCACCGUAGUCAUGGGACUGGUGCUGCAUGGCCUCUUCAUCCUUCCAGCCAUGUACUUCUUCAUCACAAAGAAGAGCCCCAUUGUUUAUAUCCGAGGCAUUCUGCAGGCCCUGCUCAUCUCGUUGGCCACCUCCUCCAGCUCUGCCACUCUGCCUAUCACCUUCAAGUGCCUCCUGGAGAACAACCACAUCGACCGGCGCAUCAUUCGCUUCGUGCUGCCGGUCGGAGCCACCAUCAACAUGGACGGCACCGCUCUCUACGAGGCCGUGGCAGCCAUCUUCAUCGCUCAAGUGAAUAAUUACGAGCUGGACUUUGGCCAGAUCAUCACCAUCAGCAUCACCGCCACAGCUGCCAGCAUCGGCGCAGCCGGGAUCCCACAGGCUGGACUUGUUACCAUGGUGAUUGUGCUGACCUCUGUGGGCCUGCCCACUGAUGACAUCACUCUCAUCAUUGCCGUCGACUGGGCUUUGGAUCGCUUCAGGACCAUGGUGAAUGUGAUGGGGGACGCCCUGGCCACAGGAAUCAUGGCUCACAUCUGCAGGAAAGAUUUUGUCAAAGAAGGAGAGCAGGUUCCGCUCAUAUGCGAAACAAAACCCAUGAUAAGCAUCCAGCAGAUGAUGACGUACCAGAACCAGAAGAACGGCUGCUACCAGCCUCCGCCGGGCGGCAAGCACGACCACCUGUCCCCGGACGUGGCUCGCCUGAUCCAGCUGGAGGAGGGCAUCAGGCCAGUGGAGAAGAAGAAGCACGCUCACGCCUCUCACAACAAGAGAGAGCACAGGGACAAGGACCACUGUUCUGUGGACAUGAACGGCCUGGAGACUAACGUAUGAAAGCAGCGGCUCCACCAAAAGCUUAUCUGCAGAAACAGCAGGAGAAGAAAGCUGCUGCAAGUUCACACGCUUCCUCCCUCCGAGACCGACGAGGCCCAGAGCGGACGCACGCGAACAAAACCAAGACUGUUUUUUACUUCAUAACCUUAUGUGAUAACCCACAUUUGAUUGCUUUUUGUCUUUUGUGUAAAUACUUACAGCCACUGAGAAAAAAAAACUAUUAUUGCUGGGAUGCCUGAAAGAAACAAAAAAAAAAGAAGGAUUCUUAGGAGCUAUUUUUAAACUGCAUCCACUCCUGCAUUUCCAGCCUGCAACACAUUCCCAAACAAACAGUGACAGAGUUUACCAUCAAACUAAUUAUCUUGACCAAACUAAUGAAGUAUUGAUGUUUUUAACAAAGGUUUCCCGAAUCCCAAUAUGUUUUUAUUGGAUAUUGACAGUUCCUGAUGCUGUGCUGUUUGAGGGAUCACAGACCUCAGACUUCAACCCUUUUUUUAACCAAAAAUUCUGCCAGACUUCUUGGAUUUUAUGUGAAUAUAAGCAGAUCAAUAUUUUUAGUGUGAAUUUCUGAUGAAAACUGGAAUUUAAACACAACUGUUGAAUUAAAAGUGGGGGGAAAUACUGCCUGAUUGUUAAUUUCAACUUAAAAAGGAGUUUUAUUGAGGCAAAUGGUUAUUGGUUAGAAGUUUGUAAGAUAAUCGGCAAACAUACAUUUGUCAUUAAAAAGUCUUUAAUAUGAGACUUUUUUAGUCUUAUUCAAACUUGUACCAGCUAGUUUAGUGAUGGUCUCAAAGUGAUACUAUUGUAUUUUGAUCCAGAGUUUAAACCCUAUAAACGUAUCAGUAUUUUUAUCCUAAAAAAAAUAAAAAGAAAUCACAUUUUAAAGGUUAAGAGGUUAAGAGUUAAACAAGAGUCAAAUCCAACUUUACUUAUAAGAAAGAGCUUCUCAUAGGCAAAAAGGUAGAAUUCAGAUCCAGACUUCCAGUCCUUUACUGUGAAGUUUCUUUGAGUUAUUGUCUGACAUUUAGGAACUCAUGGAUCUGUCAUAUUUAUAUUUUGACAAAUGCACUCGUACUCCAUCAGUAGACUCACUAUGUCUUUGUCACACCUUUGAAUAUGUGUUGCAGACUUCAGAUGCAGGAGUGAGCAAAACAUCCGUCUGUAAGAAUAAGAGUCUGAAUAAAGAUUUUAUUUUCUAUUUGUUCCUUU